This is a messenger RNA of Strongylus vulgaris, 189 nucleotides long. Lineage: Eukaryota; Metazoa; Nematoda; Chromadorea; Rhabditida; Strongylidae. The record is from the annotation of a GenBank genome assembly.
AUGCUUGUGUCAUUCCUCUCCUAUCCCCUAAUAGGCCAAGCUGGAAAUGUUGCUCUCUCGUCAGCUAACGCUAUUGUUUACCACAUAUUUACCGGAGAUGGCUCGUCUACUGGACAUCUUUACCUACACUUUUCUGCGAGUCUCGUAGCUAUUGUGCUUUCGUCAUUCAUUAUGUGGUCGGUAAUUUGA